UAUAUUCCCCCGCCAUUACUAGAAAACUUCAACUUAACAAAGAAAAAAAAACACAAAAGAAUCAGAGUUAAGGGGAGGAGGAUACCGUCUUCAUGGAGGCGAAGAAGGAGGUUCCGGUUCCAGUUAUGGAGUUGGAGAGUGAAGAGUCAUCGACGGAGGAGGCGGAGGUGGAGUCGCCGAGAUCGGUGGUGGUGGAGAUGAAGAAGAAAGUGGAGAGAGUUCAUAGUCAGGUUUUGAGGAUAAGAGAAGAGGAAUCACAUCUUGGCGAAGAUCUCGUCGGCCGUGACAAAGAGAAUGAGAAUGACGUCGUCGUCGUCGUUCGUGGAGGUUUCCAUGAAAAACGACGACGUGGUGUCAACGUGGUUCUUGCCUGCUCGCCUCUCAGCGGCAAGAACAAUGUUAAAACGCCUUGCGGUAAAGCUACUUAAAUCUAUUACCUCCAUCAACCAAUCAAGGGAGAAGGAUUAGCUAAGGGUAUCAAGGGGGAAGAGUCGCGGUUUUAACCUUAGAUUGAGAAGUCUUUUAAUCUUUAGAUCAUGAUGUACAAAACAGUUUCAAUUGUACAAUAUGGAACCGUAUCAACAGCUGAGCUCACGAAAAUAGUUAGCAAGUAA
This is a messenger RNA of Gossypium raimondii (Peruvian cotton), 614 nucleotides long. RefSeq lists its product as uncharacterized. NCBI's taxonomy places the organism in Eukaryota, Viridiplantae, Streptophyta, Magnoliopsida, Malvales, Malvaceae. The coding region runs from base 93 to 428 and encodes 111 amino acids. The record is from RefSeq and is a predicted model, not a curated record. The transcript is spliced from 2 exons.